AUGUUCAAAAAUAAAGAACUUGAUUUCAAUAAGUCAAUCCAAGCAUAAGGAAUAAGGUAAUAAGAUGAACUUUAUUUUUAUUAUUCUUAAUUAUUAUAGAUCAAUUGUGUUUGUGAUUAUCAAAAUUUUACUCUACAAGUUGACUACAUCGAAUAAAUAAGAAAGUACGAGAAUAUAAUCAAAUCGAAAUUAAAAAAAUCAUAUAAAGAAUAUGAAAUCAAUAUUUUAUGCAUUAAUGGACCUUAUAAAUUACAAAAUAUGUGGUUUGAAACAGGAAUAACAAAUAAUAGUCAUGUUGAUAUCUAAAUUUUAUUAUCUGCAAGUUUUACAUUCAAAAAUUUACGGUUUUAAGAGUAGAUACCAUCUACUUGGAAGGUUCAUAAAAUGAUCACUUAUAUAAGAGGGAAAAGAUCAAUAAAUGAAAUUAUAUAAUUCUAAUACUUAAAUAAAAUUAUUGAUUACGAUCUGGAACUAUAUUAAUUAUAUCCUUAUAUUUAUGAUUUUCAAAUAGAAAUAAUAAAUGAACCAUAAUACUUGAUUAAAUUGAAUGAUGGUAGAUCAAAGAUGAUUAAAAUUAAUUCUUAAGAAAAAGUAAGUAGUUUAUGUGAAUUAAUCAAAAGUGAAUUCAAUUUAAAUGAAGAUAUGGAUUUUGAUUUAUAGUAUGGAUAAAUGACAUUAAUUCAUUAAGCUUUGAUUAUAGAUGAAAUGAUAUUAAAUAAUAGUACAAUUAUAAUCACCAAUUAACAUAUCAAUACUUCAAAUAAGUCUAAUUAAAAAACUAAAGAAACCUACAAUAACUAAUUGAAUAAUAAUUCUAUUUUAACUAUUAUACUAGUAAAUAAAAGAAAUCCUUCUUAAAUUAAGACUACACCUUUAAAUCCCUCAUAACAAAUUAAUAAUUUAGAUAGGAUCUUAAUUCCAUCAAAUAAAAUAGAUAAAUUUGAUAUUUCAUAUUUUUUAUAAGAAAAGUAAAUUAAUGAUAAUACUUUUCUUUCAAAUUUGAUUUAGGAUAAGGAAACUGAAUUAAAAAUAGAGUUUACAAUAUAAAAAAAAGGUUCGAUAAUGAAAAAUAUUGUAAGUUAUAAAGAAACCUAACAGUUACGAUUCAAAUAUUUAUAUCAAGAAUAUACCUAAAAUGUCUCAAUAACUAACACUUUAAAAUAAAUAGAGAAAGAUAUUAAACAAUAAUAUUCAAUACCUAAAGAGUACUCUAUAUUUGUGGAUGAUUCUACUAUUUAAUAUAAAUCAAUUACGGAUCUUGAAAUUUAAUCUUUGAAUAUAUUGUUUGAAUUCAAAAAAAUUGAUUAUAUUACUUUUGAAAUAUUGAUUUAUCCAAUUAAUGAAAAAAUAAAAUUGUAAACUUCAAAAGAUAAUACUGUUAAGUGGUUACGUGAAAAAAUAUAAAAAGAAUAUAUAAAAGAGAAUGAUUAGGCAAGGAUUUAAAUUAAAUCAAAUUAAGUUGAUAUACAUGAUGAUCAGUAUAUAUCUAGAGAAUUAGAGAUGAAUUAGAAAAACUAAAUAGAAAUUUUUAUAUUAAAUAAAUUUUAAAUUCAAUUUUAAGAUUAAAACUAAAUAAUACUUACUGAUGAUGUAUAUGAGGAUUAUUGUAUUAAAGACUCUGUUAUAUGUUUAGGUCUUGAAAAUUGUGAUUUUUUUAUAAACAACACUCAAAUUGAUACAAGCAACACCUUUUAAUUUUACAAUAUAUGUAGCACCAAUUAAAUUAUCAAAUAUACAAAAACAAAUGGAAAAAAUUCUUAAUUAUCAAAGAAAUAAGAACCAAGCAUAUCAAAACCUCAUAAUUUUCCUAUACAAUAUUGUUAAAAAUAGAAUUUUGUACCAAAUUCAGAUCAAAAUAAAAUUUUUAAUAGUUCUAAUAAAAACAAAAUUAAUAAAAUUUAAUGA
Molecule: messenger RNA, 1905 nt
Organism: Paramecium pentaurelia
Lineage: Eukaryota; Ciliophora; Oligohymenophorea; Peniculida; Parameciidae
Source: the annotation of a GenBank genome assembly